This is a messenger RNA of Symbiodinium necroappetens, 3510 nucleotides long. Lineage: Eukaryota; Dinophyceae; Suessiales; Symbiodiniaceae. The record is from the annotation of a GenBank genome assembly.
AUGAUGCUUGACGCCAAUGCUAGGUUCACUCUGGGACGUGACUGUGAGAUGCCUUGCAACAAUAAUGCGGAAGCGUUGACAGUUGUGUUGGCUGAAUUCGGCCUGUGCCGCUCCAGAGCAUAUGACGAAGGCGGUGCCGCUCGCCAAACUUGGCGGCCCCCCGACGGUUCGGCAGCUGUCUGUCUGGAUUACUUGAUGUGGCCUGCAGCUUGGACGGACAGUUUCCAGGAUAUCGGGGUGCGACCCAUCCUCGAUGAGCAUGUUGGAAUUGACCACUCCCCUGUGCUUGCCGAAGCGCAGCUGCACCUCACUGUGCCUGCCUGUAGACCCGGCCGGGUCGAUCGAGCUGCUAUGGGCACUCUUGAAGGCAUUGCCAAGCUGGAACAGUUGUAUGCCUCUGCCCCCGUCAUUCCCUGGUGCGCUUCCCUCAAUGAUCAUGUUGCUGCCAUCAAUGAGCAUCUUCAGAAGGGUAUCGCGUCACUUUUUCCUGCUGUCCAGCAGAGUCCGCGUAAGCCUUCGCUCAGCGCACAUACUUGGAGCCUGCUCAGGGCCAAACGUGCACAGCGGCGCUGCUUCCGCAGGCAAAAGGCUCUGUUCACUAGGUGGGUUGUUUUUCGCUGCUUUUCUGCAUGGGCGCGGGGACCUGAUACCCGGGGCUUGCGCGCACGCGUCAAAGCUUUCGAUCGCCUUGCUGCUCAACAUGCCCGCAGCGUCAGGUGCCUCACAAUUGAAGCCCGCCGAUCGCAAAAGCAGGAUGAUGCAGCCUUUGCUAGGCAGUCUUUCCAGGAGGCGCGUGAGCGGGGACCUGAUGUCCUGGCCAAGCAGAUCCGGGCAGUGCUUAAGUCCGGUCGAAGCAACCGCAUUGCUGAAGUCGCUGUUGAAGUUGAGGCCGCGGGAGAGCGGCUGUCCGAGCCGGCCCGCGUAAAGGCGGCUUUUGCUGAGUACUUUGGCAAAGCCGAAAAGGCGAUGCCCACGCCUUUGUCGGAAAUGCAUCAUACGUGUGCCAGCGAGCCAGGACCUGAUAUCCUCCUGGAGGAGAUACCGAGCCUUUCUGCGGUCGUGGCGGCAUUUGCGUCCCUGAAGUCGCACAAGGCGGCCGGGAUUGCACAGAUUCCGGCGGAGGUGUACAGCCGUUGUCCAAUGCAGGCCGCGCUGCUCCACAUGCCAGUGCUGUUGAAGAUUUGCAGCCGCCGCCACUUUCCGACUUUGUGGGCAGGAAUGUUGGCAUGCGCUCUUCCCAAACCCAAUAAACCUCGCGACAAGCUCGAAGGAUAUAGAUCUGUGGCACUGGUUGAGCCCUCAGCCAAGGGUAUACUCAAGGCGACCCGCCCUGCCCUGAACGCGGGUUUUGAGCGCGUGGCUCUGCCUACGGUGGGAGGGGCGCGCAAACGCCACCCUGCUGACUUGGCUGCCCUGAGUGCUCAAUGUCACAUGUCCAGACUGAAGCGUCAGGGGCGAUCCGGUGCUAUCCUGUACCUGGACGGGGUCUCGGCAUUCUAUGCUGUGCACCGUGGACAUCUGUUUGGGGGGGAUCUGUCCGACCUUCACGCGCAUAUACAAUCCCUUCACCUGGAGCCCGAGGUUCGCAGGCGUGUGAUCCAGGCCAUUGGAGACCGUGGGGCGCUUGAACGGGCAGGCAUACCCGUUGGAACGCAGCAACUGCUCAAUGCCGCUUUUGCCUCCACGUGGUUUGUCGUCGACACCACCCAAGAGGUGGUACAGGCCACCACACGGGGGACGACCCCCGGAUCACCCCUGGCAGAUAUAUUGUACCAAUUUGUUUCCGAAGCCUCAGUUCGUUGCCUAUCUGAGCACUUGGCCUCGGAGAAUCUUGCGGCGGUUUGCGGAGGAGGCGGCCCUGCUGCAACUUCCUUACCACAAUCAUGGUUAGAUGAUGUAGCGCUGUUACUCGAGGCCCAGAAUGCUAUGCAGGUUGGGCCAGUUGUUGCUAGGGCUGCUUGCUUGGCGCAUCAGUACUUGGCGGUGACUGGCGUGGACAUCAACUAUGCUGCAGGCAAGACGGAGGCAGUGCUCCUUUUUGCUGGUGCCGGCAAAUCUCAGGCUCGACAGAAGAUCUUUGUUCAAGAUCAAGGCUGCCUGCAGAUUGCCUUGCCCGGGGCUGUCCUGCACCAGUUGAGAUGCGUUGGCGAUUACACGCACCUUGGCACAGUCCGUACACACAACGCAUCUUGUGAAGCUGCAGUGUGCAGGCGGGAGCAGCUCACCCGAGCCAUCUACCAGCCCUUCAAGCGACGCAUCCUGGCCAAUGAUGCUCUGACCUGUCGUGAGAGACAGGAAAUGUUCAAAGCAAUGGUGCUCGCUAAGUUCUUGCAUGGGGUCGGGACUUUUGAGCUUGGGAGUCGGCAGGCCCUUGAGCUUUUCAGUCGCAAGUACAUGGGCCUUGUCAGGGGGGCCGUCAGGCCUAUCUACAAGGUCCCGUGUCGCCGACUCAACGAUGCGCAGGUCUGUGCGCUGCUGGAUGUCUGUACCCCACAGGAGGCCUUGGAUAUCGCUACAGUGCGAACCUGGGCGUAUGUAGUGGCCAAGGGAGAUGAGUACCUGCAGGCGUGUGUGCAGGGAGCCGACUGGCUAAAAGCCCUUGGUUCUGCCUUAUCCCGUGUCGCGAUUGGGACAGGCAACACCCAGCUGGCUGCCAUAGCUAAAAGUUGGAAUGCUGACAAGGGCGUUGACGUUAGCUUCCCCUUUUCUGUGGCACAGACUAGGAACCUGUUGCGCACAUUUCGCAGGCACUGUGUCAUGAGCAGACGGAACCAGGUUGAGGCAGCGCUGAGAAAGGCCCGCGCACAUCAAGCUGCUGCAGAUGCCGGCCUUGCAUACUACCAUGUAGAGCGUAGUUGUGCCCAGAAGCCCCGGAGCCAUAUUUGCCCCGAGUGCACCCUGGCCUUUGAGACGGCGGCGGCCCUGGGGUCGCAUAGGGCCAAGACGCAUUCUAUGGCUGCAGCUAGUGCACACGGCUUCGGGACAGCAUGUGAAGCCUGCCGUAGACAAUUUUGGUCUACGGACAGGCUCCGAGAACACCUUCGGAAGGCUACCAGGUGUUCUAGGGUCUACGUUGAGGCAGAUUGGACACCAGGGAAUGCCCGCGAGACCCUGGCCGAGUCUACGGUCCCACCCGUGCCUCUGGUUGGACCAGCACCCUGGUGGUCCGUGCAACACUUUGAAGAUGUAGCUCGCAGUUUCGAGAAUCCUGCAGGUCCUGAUCCGGUGGCCCUCUUGCCUACCCUGGCUGAUGUGUUCCACCUUGAGCCUUUCCUUCGAACAUGGACCCAUGCAGUUGAGUCUGGCUGGGAGCCUCCACUCUUUAUCCCCCAAGCUCGGGCCGGGGAUGUCGCCCUGCUUGCUGUGCAGAUUGCAGAGGCGCUAGGUUCUUCUGAUGCGCGAGUUUUACAGCUUGGUGAGCUCGCAGCCAUUGUUUGCGGGGACACGGUCCUCUGCGGGCACGCAGGCAAGGUGCGCGAAGCGUACGCUGGCUAUUGGCGUGACCUCUAA